GGAACACCUCCGAAGACUAUUUAAGAAUCCUACAGAAUGUCCCGACCAAGAGAGCCGCCGCGUACAUGAGAGUGUCCAAUCCAGUCAACAGUUCCAAACUGAGCUUGGUGGAGAAAGGUGUUUGUGAAGACAUCCAGUGCAAGAGCGAAGAGCUGGUGAUAACGGAACAAGGCCUGUACCUGAUCUAUUGCCACUUGAACUUUCAUUUUCCCAGCUGUUCCAACAGCCCCACCGACCUCAAGAUAGAGCUCCUUGUGAACGACAAAGUCGACAGGCAAACGUUAUCCACAUGGUGUGCAUCAGAAACAUGCCGAGAAAAGACUUUGAAGACCUUGUUCCAGAUCCAUUUGACAUACCUGAAUGUGAAGGACCGAAUAUCAGUAACACUUAAUCAUCCUAAAUUCUUGAAUGAAAUUUCUCUUCCCAAUGAAAAUGUUCUUGGGGUCUUGAGGUACAGCGAUAAAAUGUGA
Molecule: messenger RNA, 470 nt
Organism: Pterocles gutturalis (yellow-throated sandgrouse)
Lineage: Eukaryota; Metazoa; Chordata; Aves; Pterocliformes; Pteroclidae
Product: tumor necrosis factor ligand superfamily member 8-like
Exons: 2
Biological process (GO): immune response; CD8-positive, alpha-beta T cell differentiation
Cellular component (GO): membrane
Molecular function (GO): tumor necrosis factor receptor binding
Source: RefSeq, a predicted model, not a curated record